UGACUCGUGUUGUUCCUGCUGAUGCUGCAGUAAUAAUGUCACAACUCUGUCGGCUCUCCUCUGUGUGGGGUACAGAGGUGGCCCAGGAGCGCAUCGUGGGAGGAUACGCACCGGUUCCACAUUCAAUCAAGUACAUUGUGUCGAUACAGACGACACAGCGUCAGCACUUCUGCGGGGGCUCCCUGAUAAAUAAGUACUGGGUGCUCACGGCAGCUCACUGUAACGUCGGGGUUGACAGAAUGAUGAUUGUGGCAGGAGACUAUUCUCUGGCCAUCUAUGAGGGAACAGAGCAACAAAUCAUUCCCCAACUUUUGGUUCCCCACCCUGACUACAACAGCACCACCAACAACAACGACAUCAUGCUUAUAAAGCUGAAGGCGCCGGUCUAUCUGAACAGCUACGUGUCCAUCGCUCUGCUGCCCCGGCACGACGCCUCCAUAGCGGAGGGGAGAGUGUGCCGAGUGUCAGGCUGGGGAUACACCAGCCCUGACGGAGGCCAGAUCCCCUCCACCCUCCGCACUGUCAAGCUCCCCAUCGUCUCCACUGAAAAAUGCAACAGCAGUGAGUCCUUCGAUGGCAGGAUCACAGAAAACAUGCUCUGUGCUGGUUACAGCACCGGUGGAAAGGACGCCUGUCAGGGAGAUUCUGGUGGUCCACUUGUAUGCGAGGGCCGGGUCUACGGCGUGGUGUCCUGGGGGAAAGGAUGUGCUGAUGCCCAGUUUCCCGGAGUCUACACCACCGUGUCCAAGCACCGCAGGUGGAUCGACAACACCAUAUUUAACUACUACAGCAAGUGCAAGAAGGAUUAAAACUGAG
Molecule: messenger RNA, 816 nt
Organism: Acanthopagrus latus (yellowfin seabream)
Lineage: Eukaryota; Metazoa; Chordata; Actinopteri; Spariformes; Sparidae
Product: trypsin-3
Exons: 5
Coding region: 36-809 (257 amino acids)
Biological process (GO): proteolysis
Molecular function (GO): serine-type endopeptidase activity
Source: RefSeq, a predicted model, not a curated record